UCAUAACAUAACCAUAACAAAAUUUCGAGGUUAGGUUACGCCGUGUUGUAGUUGUAUAGGUUAGUUAUUUUGUAAUAUCAUUGACAUUAUUAUUUGCCUUACCAAUUAUAUUUACAAUGGACAUAGAGAAUGAAGAAGUCAACGACGAAGAGAUGAAAGAAGACGUACAAAACAAUGAAAAUGAUGACAACUCAAAAGUUGAAAAGAUACCAAGGAAAAUAUAUCUCCCGGGACAACCCUUAGCCCCUGAUGAAGAACUGGUGUGCGAUCCAUCAGCCUAUAUAAUGCUCCAUGAAUAUAAUACGGGAUCCCCUUGCCUAAGUUUUGACAUUAUAAAGGAUUGUUUCGGCAACAACCGAGAGGACUACCCGUUGACUGCUCAUAUUGUUGCUGGGACCCAGGCAGAUCGUCCAAAUAACAACAGUGUUAUUGUGACUAAGCUUUCCAAUAUGCACAAGAUACAAGAUGAAGAAUCAGAUUCAGAUAGUGAUGAAGAUGAUGAAGAAGAUGCAGCGCUAAAACCAAAAAUGGAAUCCAUCUUAAUAAAACACCACGGUAGUGUCAACAGGAUUAGGGUGACUCAGAAUGGGGACGCGGUGUUGUGUGGAGUAUGGUCGGAGCAAGGUAAAGUGACUCUGUUAGAUCUCAAGCCUCAGUUGGUAUCCCUGGAGGACCCGAUAGAAGCUGCGGCUCGGAGGAAGACCGGUGGUCGAGUGGGUGAACCAAUCAGGCCGUUGUUUGUGUUCACAGGACAUCAGUCUGAGGGCUACGGCAUAGCCUGGUGUCCUACUCAACCUGGUGUGCUAGCCACUGGAGACUGUCGUCGCAACAUUCAUGUGUGGAAGCCAGCAGACAAUGGGGCCAGCUGGAGUGUGGACCAGCGACCACUUGUGGGACACUCUGCCUCUGUCGAGGACCUGUGCUGGUCUCCUAACGAGCCUUACGUGCUCGCCUCCUGCUCUGUUGACAAGACGAUACGUAUCUGGGACACACGGGAAGCUCCGACCAAGGCCUGCAAGCUGACUGUGGAGGCACACACCAGUGAUGUCAAUGUCAUCAGCUGGAAUGAGAAGGAGCCACUGAUAGCCUCCGGGGGCGAUGACGGCUUUCUACACAUCUGGGACUUGAGAAACUUUCAGACCGGGAGCGCUGUGGCCAGCUUGAAGCAUCACUCAGCACCUAUCACUACAGUAGAGUGGCAGCCAUGUGAGAGUUCCGUUUUAGCAGCUGGUGGAGAGGACGACCAGAUAUCACUGUGGGACUUGGCUGUGGAGCGAGAUGAUACUGACACCGACACAGAAAUCAAGGAUUUGCCGCCUCAGCUGAUGUUUAUUCACCAAGGUCAGACAGAGGUCAAGGAGCUCCAUUGGCAUCCUCAGCAGCUCGGUGUCAUCAUCAGUACUGCCAACAGUGGCUUCAACGUCUUCCGUACUAUCAGUGUAUAAUAAAAUGAUUCUUUUCAA
Molecule: messenger RNA, 1463 nt
Organism: Macrosteles quadrilineatus (aster leafhopper)
Lineage: Eukaryota; Metazoa; Arthropoda; Insecta; Hemiptera; Cicadellidae
Product: glutamate-rich WD repeat-containing protein 1-like
Exons: 8
Coding region: 117-1445 (442 amino acids)
Molecular function (GO): protein binding
Source: RefSeq, a predicted model, not a curated record